AUGAGUUCAAGAGAGGACGUCAGUCACGUUUCAGAGAUCUACAGUCUUAGAAAUGAAGCUGAGGAACAUCAAACGCAUGGUUUUACAAGUUUAGAAGACAACAACAUCCAGUCGUGCAUCAGCAACAGGUCAGAUGUGUCAUUCCCUUCAAGUGAGAGAGAGAAGAAAUCUACAGCUUGCUGCCUCAGAAAACAUCACAGGAAACACCGAACAGAGAUUAAAGACACGAGGAAAACGAGGGGGACGUGUAGACAAGACAGAGCAAGAACAAGAAGAAAUGCUCCAUUACUUUCUGACCAGAAGACCAGCGGCUCCUCGAGAUGCUCCAAACCAAGCACUGAAGAUCAAGACAAGUUCUCCUCGACACCAGAGCGACUAUCCCGACCUCAGCAGGUCACUCCAGAUCUCCAUCUGUGGGAUUGUCCUCAAGAUGUUUCCCGUCUACGCCUUCAAAAGCUGGAGGUCGACUUCCCUUCGACCUUUGAGUCUCACAGUUUGAUAUCUGACGGUGUGGAACCAAACUUUGACUCUGAGUUUGCAUAUAUCUAUGCUGAGAGCAUCAAGGGAUGUGACUCUACUUGUUGCACGACUCCAGGAGACUGUAAUACCCACAAUCCUCUUGUCAAAACUGAUACAAGCCCUGAAAGAGACCCUGAAUCUGUCUGGAACAGCUUUGAGGAAGAAUCGGAAGACUCCGAUUGUGAUUUAUAUAUGUUUGCUUGCAGUAUAGCAGCUACUGCAGGUUCCAGGUUGAACGCUGACCGCUUUGGGUCUUUACUAGAUGAUUUCGACUCGACUUGUAUUUAUACAGACUGGGAAAGGACAGAAACCGAGCAGGGUUACAGUCCAGCCGAAGCGGAGUGGUCCUCUGAGAGUUCGUGUUCCACCGCCGACCGUGACUCUUACUGUACCACAGACAGACAAACCAGCAGCUCAGAUUCAGACAGCUGCCGUCUAGAGGCUCUCGGUGACAUCAAAUGUCCUGAAGUGUUUUUGCCGGGAUUUGAAGGUCGCUUUGACUGCUGUGAUGCAGCUGAAGACGUCUGCAGAGACACAGAGAGCGAUCCUGAGUCUUUUUGCUCCAGACGGGAUACAGCUGAACUGUGCGGUGUUGAGACUCAAAUGGACCGACGGCAUUUCUCUGAGUUUUUCUGUGAGAUGAUUAAAGAAGUGACGCAGCAGAAAAUGAAUGUAAACGAGGGGUUUCUGUUCCACCCUAAGCAGUUCCUCCAGGUGAAGAACUCUGAAUAUCGAGAGGGUCGUGAAUAUUCAUUUCUCUGUCACAUUCAAAAUGGCUCAUAUGGAGACGUCUUAAGCAUUCGGGACAAACAAACAGGAUUUACAUGUGCCGCCAAAAAGAUUCCCCUUUGUAGUUUUAGGUGGGAGGAAGUGGAAACAUGGAGUAGGAUGGAGUCUCCUCGUGUCCUCCAGCUGUAUGGGGCCGUGAGAGAGGGGUCCAAUGUGAUUCUCUUCAUGGACCUGAAAACAGGUUCUUUAGCUCAGCUGCUGAGAGCGAAGGGUCGUCUGUCUGAAGAACUGGCUCUGUAUUAUCAUUCUCAGGUCCUGCAGGCUCUCCAACACCUGCACGGCAGACGCGUCGUACACCUGGAUGUCAAAGUUGACAACGUGUUGCUGUCUGAGGAUGGCAGACAGUGUUUUCUGUGUGAUUUUGGACUCUCUGAGACACUCAAUCAGGGUGGAUACAGCACCAAAACCUUCAGAGGGAACAUUCUGCGUGGCACAGAGUCUCAUAUGCCGCCGGAGGUGGCGAGGGGUGAUCCUCGCUCUGCUAAAGCUGACAUCUGGAGCAGCUGCUGUAUGUUACUGCACAUGCUCAACGGACACCAGCCCUGGACGCGAUACUACCCUCAUCCACUCUAUCUGAAGAUUGUGAGUGAGCCGCCUCCUUUAUGGGAGAUUCCACCUGACUGUGACCCGCUGACCUGUGACGUCAUCAAAGGGGGACUGGUUAAGGAGCCGAGAGAGAGACAUUCGGCAUCAGAACUGCUGCAAAAGACUGUGAAAGCACUCAGAACAGUAUGUGGGCGCUCUGGUUCUGAGGAACCAUCUAAACAAUAUUCAGCACCUGUACUCGAGGACUGUCCGAAUUUGAACUUGCAUGAGACACCUGUCCUAUCCAUCGUGGAAACUCCAGUGAAAACGAGUCCUCCUAGUUUCCCAGAAGACCGCUCAGCACCUACAAUUCACUGGGUGAGCACAUGGAGACAGACGGCACCAAACGAGGAUGAUUCUGACUCCACGACGGAGGAGAGCGAGUGGGAUGAAGAUGCAGAUAUCAACAAAUUAAAAAGAGACAAGAUGAGCAGCUGGAUGGACAGAUACUGGGGUGAGGAGGAAAAUAAUAAGAAACAAAUCUAUUCAGAAGAUGACAGAGAGCUCGAAUCUGAUGAAGACACAUCACAGAUCAAUGAAAAUCUCAAAGCAACAGAUCAAACAGAUGCUGAAGAAAGCAAAACCGAUUAUUUCACUGAAAAAAGAGUUGUGUUUGGGGGAUGCGGUGAAUGUGACAGAAGUCUUUUAGAGGAAUCAGAGAGCUGGGAUGGAGAGAUCCGAAGCGUUGUGGAUGAUGAGGAGGUGGAGAGUGAUUUGGAGAGUCUUCGAGAGCUUGGCAGCGAUUGGGCGCAGGAGUGGGAACCGUUUCUACAGCUCCAGACACUUUAUCAUCCGAAAGAAGCUCAACUGCAGAGCGAAGACAGCUAUUCGGAGUCUGAAGAAGAGUCAGUCAUGCUGAGGAAGAGUGAACAAAAAGGCACAAGUUUACCUGAUUCUCAUGGACCG
Molecule: messenger RNA, 2799 nt
Organism: Sinocyclocheilus rhinocerous
Lineage: Eukaryota; Metazoa; Chordata; Actinopteri; Cypriniformes; Cyprinidae
Product: serine/threonine-protein kinase MRCK beta-like
Exons: 11
Biological process (GO): protein phosphorylation; canonical NF-kappaB signal transduction
Molecular function (GO): protein kinase activity; ATP binding
Source: RefSeq, a predicted model, not a curated record